Molecule: messenger RNA, 6355 nt
Organism: Cavia porcellus (domestic guinea pig)
Lineage: Eukaryota; Metazoa; Chordata; Mammalia; Rodentia; Caviidae
Gene: Crebzf
Product: CREB/ATF bZIP transcription factor
Exons: 2
Coding region: 258-1325 (355 amino acids)
Biological process (GO): regulation of DNA-templated transcription
Molecular function (GO): DNA-binding transcription factor activity
Source: RefSeq, a predicted model, not a curated record
AGCGACUAACUUCCGGCUCGGCCGUUGUCUGGGCGGUGCGGUCGAGUCAUCGCUGGGCUUAGCUGUUCUGUUCUUCUAUCCCUCCCCCGCGCCCCGGCGCGGGGGGUCUACCAGCAGAGCUAGACGGCUCAGCCCUUGCCCCACUUUUCGUCGCGGCCGACCUGCGCCCCAGCCGCUAGCGCUGGGGCCUGGGGUUCCUGGGGCCCGCGAGGCCCGGUCUUUGGGUCGGGGCCUGCCUGGGCCCGCAGCUGGGCUCCAUGAGGCACAGCCUGACCCAGCUGCUGGCAGCCUCAGGCCGCGAGUCCCCGCCCCGCAGCGAGAGCCCGGCGCCGGCCGCCCCCUGCUCGCUCCCCCUGGACCGGACGACCGCUGCACCUGGGGAGGAGGACACGGCGGCUGCCGGGUCUCCCGGUUGCGAGCAGCCGCGCGGCGACGAGGGCGAGGCGGAGGCCGGGAGGUGGGGGCGCGGCGGCGAGGCUGUGCGCGCGCCCUCGCCUGAGGAGAUGGAGGAGGAGGCGAUCGUCGGCGUCCCCGGGGAGGAGACGGAGGACAUGGACUUUUUGUCUGGGCUGGAACUGGCCGAUCUGCUAGACCCUCGGCAGCCGGACUGGCACUUGGAGCCCGGGCUCAGCUCGCCAGGGCCUCUCUCCUCGUCUGGUGGCGGCUCAGAUAGCGGCGGUCUUUGGAGAGGGGACGACGACGACGAGGCCGCUGCGGCUGAGAUGCAGCGCUUUUCUGACCUGCUGCAGAGGCUGUUAAACGGUAUCGGAGGCUGCGGCAGCGGCAGUGACAGUGGCAGCGGGGAAAAGAGGCGGAGAAAGUCUCCUGGAGGAAGCAACAGUGGCGGCAGCGGCAGCGACAGCACUCAGGCGGCAACAAAGAGUCCCCGGAAGGCGGCGGCGGCCGCAGCCCGUCUUAAUCGGCUAAAGAAGAAGGAAUACGUGAUGGGCUUGGAGAGUCGCGUUCGGGGUCUGGCAGCCGAGAACCAGGAGCUGCGAGCCGAGAAUCGGGAGCUGGGCAGGCGCGUCCAGGCACUGCAGGAGGAGAGUCGCUAUCUACGGGCGGUCCUAGCCAACGAGACUGGACUGGCUCGCCUGCUGAGCCGGCUGAGCGGCGUGGGACUGCGGCUGACCACCUCGCUCUUCAGAGACUCGCCCGCCGGUGACCAUGACUACGCCCUGCCUGUAGGAAAGCAGCAGCAGGACCUGCUGGAAGAGGACGAGUCGUCGGCAGGAGGAGUGUGUCUUCAUGUGGAUAAGGAUAAGGUGUCGGUGGAGUUCUGCUCGGCAUGCGCUCGGAAGGCGUCGUCGUCUCUUAAAAUGUAGGGUCAAGUAAUCUGCUCUUUAUCCGCGUUUACCCCUUUCAACUCCCUAACACCAUGUAAAACACUUUAGUGGGACAUCUUCACUGGACACAUUUCAGAGGAGGAAAAAAGUAAUAUUGAAUCUUUAAGUGUUUAGCUAAAAGCAUGAAUGUGACACUGUAACCAGCUCCUAAUGAUAACCUGUGACUAUUAAAUCUCUCUGACAGUUUCUUUUUUAGGUGAUUUCCUUCCUGCCAGGCUCCGUUGUAGGGGUUACAGAACAGUCGUUCCCGCCUCACAACCUGACUUGCGUGUACCUAGCUCUUCUGUACCCAGUGUGGACAUGGCCUUGGAUGACAUCGGUUCCAACUGUACACUGAAACCUGCUUAUAGCGAUACAGUUUGGAGACAGUGAAACAGGUGAAGUUGAAUGGAAGUUCCGAGUUGUACAAGGUGCAAAUUGGAAUUCCAAUUUUAGAGCAACUUUUCAGAGGUUGACAAUGAGUAUUUAAGAAAUGCAAAAUGUAACAGUUAUUUUGCUGGAGAUGACAGAAAUCUCUUAAAUAUUCAAGAAUGUUUUUUUAGUUUUCAGUAGAAGAUACAAAAAUACAAUCUCUUCAAGUAACAGAUUUUAAUAUCUCACUAUUAGAAAAAUUGCAGAUUUACCUAUCAGACUCUUGUAUUUUAGUUAAUUGGAGGAAGGAUGCUAAUGAAAUGUUUCUUUGAGGACCAGCACAGUGAUUACCCUAUCACUCAUAUAAAUUGUUGGAUACUUUUUUAUGUUGUAUUGACAUUAUAGCUUAAAUUUAUGUAUGUAUGAUUAGAUACUGAAGAUUGUGAAAUGUGAAUGAAAACGUGUAAAGUGAGGCUUCACAAAGAAUCUUAAUUCACUGUAUUUUAAAUGUAUGUUCCUUAUUUAAAAUACUUUUUUUUAAAGUUGAGUGGUUCUGCCACUUAAUGGAAUGAUGUUAUUUUUUCCAAACAUGGAACAUAUUCUUCCGUUGCAGUACUUUUAACUAUUGUCCACUUGUAUAAAUUAUAAUGUCCUUCAUUAUAAGGGGCAUUAAGAAAUUCUUUGUGAAACAUCACUGUUUGAUAAAGUAUAUACGUAUUUAGCAUCCUUGUUUUUCUUUGUGCUAAAGUGGAUACAGCUGUUGGGGCAGAAGAGACGGGACCAGCUGCUGGCCACAUUUCCUGCUUUAUUUUAAAAGGUAGUAUAAGAAAUGAGGAAAAAGAGGUAAUAUCAGGGCUUCUGCUGUCUUUUAUUUUUAAAAUGUUCGUAAUUGAAAAGUAUUUUCCAGCAGUCCAAAGAUCUAAGUUAUCUUACACCAUAAGAUGUUUUAGUUUGUUGUUGUUUGGUUAUGGAAAUGGAAUCUUUGUUCUUGCACAACUGUAAAUGUUUUGUUGCUAGAUAAUACAACUUGAGACCUAAAUUGGUCUCUGGUUUCCAGUGCAUCACAGCAUAUUUUGUGAAAUCAUCUACUGCACUUGAGCAUGAAUGGGUAAUAGUCAAACUCACAACCUGGAGUGUGAUGAACUUUCUUAUACCUAAGGGCAAGAGCAAGCCCCUCACAAUGCAGCUGCAUGGAUUUUUAGUGCCUACUGAAUUAUAUAUAUAUAUACAUAAAAACCAAAAGUAGUUGGAAGAAUUAUUUGAAAUGACUAAUUUGUGCUAUCUUUAUGAAAUAUGUUAAAUGUAGCUUUUUGAAACAGAAGCCUUGAAUUGAAAUUCAACUAAUACUUGAACAUUUUUGUAUAUAUUUCUUUGUAUAUAAUUUUGUGCAGUACCAAUGACAAAAAUAUGGUGUCAUAAUAAAACUGGGUUUGUUGAUCUUUCAGUUAUGGGCUCAAAGAAUUUAUUCAUCUCUAAUAUGACAUUGGAAAAUAAUGGGUAAAAAUAGGAAAAAUUACUGUUGUUAAUGCUGUGGGUCUUAAAAAAGUCUGAAAGCAGUAAGUUUGUUUAUCUAAAAAUUAUACCAUUCCCGUAGAAUAUUUUCUUCCUGAUACCAAUGCUUUUCCUGCAUUAUUUAAAUUUCAAGGCUAAGGAGAAACUGUAGUCAAAGCUUUCUGAAUUGGAAUGUUUUGAAAUUCCAAGUAUAGAUUUUAGAAUGUCAUUUUAUAAAUGACAACUUGGGGAAAUAGAUGAUUUAAGAACUUUCAAAACUGGUAAGAUUACCACCUGUUUUUAAAGCUGCUUUGUUAGGUUUCUUGUUUUAUUAACUGUCUCCUCUCAGUUUCCAUUUCAUUAUUUCUUUUUUAGUUUUGGUGACUUAGUGAAUUUGUCAUUUUUUACAUCAACUCAUGGUCUUGUUUUUACAUGGUAAUUGCAUGUAUUUAGGACCUAUCAGGGGUUAAUCCAGUCAUAUUUAUGUGUUAGCACAUCUUACUGUAAAUGUUUGGGUUUCUGAAUUUACAACAGAUGUUUAUUUCAGUAUGUAGUAAACAGAAUCUUUUAAAGUGUCCUAUUCACUACUUGUUAAUUAAAAAGUUAUGAUUAAUAUGAAACUGUUGUCUUACUAUUUUCAGAAAAGUGUGUUCUAAAUGAUUAGUAUUUGGAUUAAGAGAUUUCUGGAAUAUAAAGUAGAUUGUUUUUGAAAUGUUCAGGUUUGGUUCUAUUUAAUGGUUGAAAACAAUUUAGUAUUUGGGGGACCUUUUCCUUUUGGGUAAUUGUGCCUCUUUGGUUAAAUGACAACAGAACUAGAAACACAGGUUUUGUAAUACUUGUCUUCCUAUGGUGGCAGGAAUUCAUACAUUAAUUGAACUAACACAACAUGUUGACCUACUAUUUCAUACCAACUUAACUGUUUCUGCACUUCCUUGAUCAGAGUUAAUUAAAAAUAACACUUCUUAAAAAAUAUAGUCACUCCUCUGAUAUAUCCAACAAAGUGUUCGAAAUAUUUUAAAUAUUUGUUCAUUUUAUAAUCACUAAAUUAAUUUCUCUCUCUUCUCUUUGAACAGCUUAGCAGUAUCUGCAAAAACGAAUCUUUUCCUACAACCUGUUAACUGACUGGACUGAUGGUAACAAAGUAAUUGUGGGAGCCAUGUCGGUCAAAAAUUUGGCAUCUGCUGAAAAAUAUGAAUGCCAUUUUUCAAGUUCCCAAAUUACUUCUAUAUUGAUUUUACUUUCCAGAAAUGGAGAUAUGAAAAGAUUCUCUGGAAUGCUUGAAAGACUUAAUAGAAAUACAUGAAACUAAGUUAAUUUUUGGAACAAAAUUAUACUUUUUUUGUCUUUCAUGGGAGUGAUAUUCAGUUCUUUGCAUAUCUUUUAAAACUUGUACCAAUGGAGAAGAGAAUUAUAGUAUUUCAUCAAGAAAUCAUAGAUUCUUGACAUUAUCAAGAACACAUUCUAUGGAAUUACAUUUAGUGGACUAGAGUUACAUAAAUAGGCCGUCAGUGAUCACAAAGCAUAUGAGUUUGUAUUUAUUUCCUGGAACGUAAAAGCUGAUUUGGAGGACAGACAGACACCUUGCUGAGAAUAUAAAAGUUAAUGUAAAGUCCUUAACUAUAAAGAACAGUCUUUCAAAAGAUGCAUUGAUUUGUCUGUACAUCCUUUGAAAAAGCUGGUUGUAAUAAAAUGUAUAAGUAGUUAAUUACAAUUUAGGUUAACACCUAGGCUGUGUAGAUCCUGAGGCAUUUGAAUAAUUGACUUUGAGAUUAAAUGAUGUACUAGUUUAUAUAUCAAAAGUUUUAUAGUGUUAUCUGAGGGCCAUCAUUCUAGAUGAUGGGAGUGGGUUUUUUCAUGGAAUAUGGUUUUAUUGAAACUUUUUGUGGUUUAUUACAAAUAUGAAAAAACCUCAAGACUUUGGAUUAUUUCAUUUUUGUUGGAUGUUAAUAUUUUUUGCCCUGGUCUAGACUGAGUCAUUUUAUUUUACUCACUUGCCUGGGAAUUGUGUAGGUGAUAGAAAAGGGAAUGUAGGACUUCACAAUAACUGUAUAGUUGGUCUUAUAUGGUAAUCAAAAUUAAAAGUCCAGUUUCCUAUAAUGUGAACAUACUCAGUGCAUUAAAGCCAGGCAGCCAAGAGCAUCCCCCCAGUAGCUUAUACUGAUGCAUCCACAGUACGGCCAGUUCUACCACUAUACUUUUGUUCACAAAUACUAUGAAUAGAUUAGUGGUUGUCUUUUCAAUAUGUGGCUAUCUACUUGAGCAUUUUGAAGUUAUAGAUGAAGAUCUGACUAAUUUAGUCAAAUUUUUAAGCUAAUUUGUUAGUCUUGAUAGGUAAUGUUUAUUUUUUCCCAAAUUAUCAAUAUAAACUUUGAGACCAUUCUAAAUGUUUUACAUUUUUACCUUUUUAUUGAGUUACCACCGAAGUCAGAAAUCAAAAAGGGAAGACUUUCCAUUAGAAAUGUUGAAAAGAGGGGCUGGGGAUUUAGCUCAGCGGCAUAAGUGCCUGCCUUGCAAGCAGGCAGUCAUGAGUUCGAUCCUCAGUACCGGUAAAAAAAACGAGAAAGAUAAAAAAAAAAAAGAAAUGUUGAAGAACAUUUGGUUUGGCCAGCACACUUUUCAUAUAUUUGAAUUUUAGUACCUUUAUCUGUAGGCGCAACAUUCUUUCAGCCACUCUUAAUACCCUGUAGUUUUUGUUGACCUAAAAUUACUUGAAAAUAUUUUGCUCAGUUUCCACAGGAACUAAUUUAAAAAUCUAGUCACUACUUAUGUUUAGAAAAUUGUGUAAUCCUGUAAUUGUAACAAUUUGAAUUAGUAGCCCAGAAUGUGCUUGUAAAUUCUCUUCCAUGUAUUUCCACUGAGGUCAAUUCCCUGGACCCCUCUGCUCUUAGUAUACUACAAUUUAAGAGUAACAAAAUACUUUACUGUAUCAGUUAUUAACCCCCCCCCCUUUAGACCUUAUAUAAUUAAAAGUGAACUGUAAAAGACUGGGCUUAUCUACUGUGACAACUGGAAUAUAAAAUAUUUUUCUGAUUGAGGUAGUGUUCUUUAGGUCUUAGCUAUAAAUGACUGCGUUGUAAUGCACCUCAGAGCAGGUUCAUAUUGUCAUAGAUUUGCUGCCUUGUGACAAAAAAUUUUUUUUGUGAUCAGUAGUAAACAGAUCAAAGCUG